AUGGGUUUGGGGGGGGGGUUUUUGUUGGGGUAUAUUGGUGUUUGUUUUUUUUUAAUAGUAGGGUGUGGGGGGGUGGGGGUGUUGUGGGGUGUGUGUGUGUUGGUGGUGGAGGUUGGGGGGUUGGGAUGUAAGGGGUGGGAUAUUGUAUGGUGUUUUGGGGGGGGUGGGGUUUGUUUUGUGUUGGGGGGUUGGUUUUUUGGGAGGGGGUUAUUGGGGUGGGUUAGGAUAGUGGGUGUGGGUGUUGUGGGAAGGGUGAUGGGGUUUGGGUGGGGGGGUGUGGGAUUUGUUUGUGGGGGGGUAUAUGGUGUUUUUGUGGUUAUGGUUGGGGGUGUAUUAGAAUUUGAGGGAUGGGGUAUGUGGGAAGUUUGGGGGGUUGUUAUGUUGGAUGAGGGGUUUUUGGUUAUAUGGUUGGGAGUUGUGUGUUGGUUUGUUGGGUUGUUUUGUUUUGGUGGGUAUGGGAGGGUAUGGGUUUAUUGGUUUGUUUGGGGGGGUGGGGGUGAGUGGUUUGGUGAUGGAGUGGGGGGUGUUUUUUGUUUGUGGUGGGGGAUGUUGGGUAUUUUGUGGGAGUUGGUUAGUUGGUUUGGGUUUUUGUUGGGUUUGGGUGUUGUGGAGGGGUGUUGUUGUGGGUAUGGGGGGUGA
Knipowitschia caucasica is the source of this 639-nucleotide messenger RNA. The record is from the annotation of a GenBank genome assembly. NCBI's taxonomy places the organism in Eukaryota, Metazoa, Chordata, Actinopteri, Gobiiformes, Gobiidae.